GUGUGUGUGUUUGAAAGGGGGGGGGUGGGUGCCAAUGAGGGAGCAGAGAAGCUACAGUUACUGCAAAGAUAGUUUGAACGGAGUAGAUGUUCUGAAGCUACAACUCUUGGACGUCUAACAAAAUAUAUUCCACACAAUGGUGGCCAUUGCAUUUCUGGAGAAGCGAUACAAAGGUGGCCAAUGACAAUCACUGCACAACAAGACGAAAGCAGGAGGGAGACACUUGGAAACUUGCUAUACAAGGUCAGAAAAGACUGACAUUUAACUUACUAACUACUAUCAGACCGAAUAAACUGUAGUAAAUACUGAGUCACAGAGGUGCCUACUGGAUUGAAGAAUUUCAUGGUUAGCAUUCACAGUGCACAUAUCUGUGGAAUGCUAGAGGCCACCUGUCGUUUCAUUCAUGUUACUUAAUACAGAUCUGCACAUGGCAGCUAACUGAAUCACACCAGUGGAUUUCAACUGAUUUUGCCACACAGCCAGGAGCUCUGAAAUAUUGCAGGAUUAAUCCUCUUAGAUUGAUCACUUCCAACCACACCUCUGGAUGACAUCAAAUGCUGAAUUAUUCCAAUCUUCGACAUGAAGUAAUCCACAGUUACUAGUGCGUUAAAUGCAUCCUAGUUGGGAUUACAGCCUUGUCACAUCAAACAGCAGAAGGUGAUUUUCAUAUUUAAGAUAAUAUCUAGUCAGUUUUGGUUCUGGGUCCAGAUGUUCCUUAACACAGUGCUGGUGGUCCUGACGGACCUGGCAGCUCGGCUGCUGGGUAACCAUGUAUUCAGGCGGCACUUCCACCUGUUGCUAUCUGCAGUGGUGAUGUUCGGUCCUGCACUGAGCUUCUGGGUCUCCCAGCACAGUGUCUUUGCCAAGAGAAGCCACUUUCUCUACAGGAUGUUCCUGCGCUCUGGCUGGGGCUGGACCUGCAUCUUUGUCGGUUCCUUUGUCUUCCUCCUCUCCUUUUCCAUCAGUCGUUCCCUUGCACUCUCCAUCCGUCACCUCUCCAGGCUUGGGCUGGCUGGUGGACUGUGGCUUAGUUUCUGCAAACUGCUGGACUAUCUGGAGAAUGCCACAGGAAGCUGCUAUGAACCUUUAAUCACCAACCAAGAGAUUACCAAUGGCCAGCCUCUGUUAGUGUUACGAGAGGGGGAGAGUAAGUCUGAAUGCCUAAAAGCUGGGAUGUUGUGGAGAGGAUAUGAAGUUUCAGAAGAUGUCUUCCUUCUCUGUCUCUGCUGCCUGCUGUUGGCAGAGGAGACAGCUGUGUUUGGUCCUUAUUUAAGUUUGGGGGGGGUCUCAGAUGCUCCUCUAAGGAUCCUCUUCCUGUUCUGUGUUCUCUUGCUCUGGCUCUGGAUCUUUCUGCUGCUCUGCCUCUUAGCUUACUUCCCUAAGUUCCCCACUCAGCUGCUGGGAGGCGCUCUAGGCUGUCUGAGCUGGAGGGGACUGUAUCAGGGUUGGUAUCGCUUGGGGCCCAGCUGGUAUUGUCCCGGGAGGCCUGGACUGGGACUGUUCAACACCAAAGCCAGCAGUAAUGAAGCUGAAGCCACACAACUGAGCCAUGAUCACUGCAAUUAACUGAAAAAACUGAUUUCAACACAAAGAUGAAUUAAAUCAUUAGGUCAGGGUGGUUCUUGAAACUCUACAAGAAUUCCAUGCAGGAAACAGCAGUUGAUAUUUAGAUACAGGCUGGAAAUGUUUGAGAAAUCCUGAUUUUGCUGAACCCACGCUUAGAUUUUGUUUGCAACGUAAAGAAAAAAAUGAGUAUCUAAAAUUAUCUGAUGGAUUUAUGAUUCGCUUGUUAGCAUCUACAACUCAAAAAUACAUUGAAGACUUGUGUAUUGAAAGACUUGAAUCCUAUAAGGCCCAUUAAUGAGAUAGACAAGUAGUACGCCUGACAGAUACAAUCAAACAUCCAUGCAAUUCUCUGUAGUGCCUUUUUUGCCUGGUGUCUGCUAGCAUCUUAACAGAGAACACAUAGAGAAUGUCUACAAGUGUUCUGACACUUUAAUUUAAAUCUUUAUUUGGGGAUGAGGGGAUGAAGACUGGGAGGGUUGGGUGCCAAGGUCCCAGCUAUAGAGUGGACAAAUUCAAAGGUAAAACCAGAGCAGUGGAUGGGUCAGUGUGGUAUAUUACUUCUUGUAGAUAAUUGAUUGUCCAUUAGCAGGGUGCUGCACUGUGUCUCACUUUGAAUAACUCCUAGAACCUCAGGGCAGGGCUUAUUCACUGUAGAUUUCAGUUGCUCUGCUUUGCAUCUCGGGCCAACUGAGCCAAUGUGGGCUAUGGCUCUAUAUACAGUGGGCAUGUUGGGUAAUGGUUAGGCAGCAAGCAGACAGAACGGACAGAGAAAGGAAAAAAAAAAGGCUGGGGGGGAGUAAAAAGUAGAAUGUAGGUGGGAGUAUAUUAGUGUGUAUGAUUGUAUUUAUGUGUCUGUGUACAAUAAAGCUGUUGCCUAGCCACAGUUCA
This is a messenger RNA of Lates calcarifer (barramundi perch), 2454 nucleotides long. It is a transcript of the gene fitm1l, whose product is annotated as fat storage inducing transmembrane protein 1, like. The transcript has 2 exons. The coding region runs from base 709 to 1566 and encodes 285 amino acids. Gene Ontology annotation, biological process: lipid droplet organization; phospholipid biosynthetic process; lipid storage. Gene Ontology annotation, cellular component: endoplasmic reticulum membrane. Lineage: Eukaryota; Metazoa; Chordata; Actinopteri; Centropomidae. The record is from RefSeq and is a predicted model, not a curated record.